UGUUUUUUCCUCCCAUGUUAGGUUUGUGUUGGCUGUAGGCAGUGCAGUCUUCGAUGCAAUGUUUAAUGGUGGAAUGGCCACGACUUCUACAGAGAUUGAGCUGCCUGAUGUGGAGCCUGCAGCCUUCCUAGCUUUACUAAAGUUUCUGUAUUCUGAUGAAGUUCAGAUUGGACCAGAGACUGUGAUGACAACACUUUACACAGCUAAAAAAUAUGCUGUUCCUGCCCUUGAAGCCCAUUGUGUGGAAUUCCUAAAGAAAAACCUUCGAGCAGACAAUGCAUUCAUGCUUUUAACGCAGGCUGCCCUCUUUCCUUGGAAGGGAAGAGAUGACAGAUGUGAGGUGGAAGAGGUAAGGUCCCUGUUUCCAGUAACUGGAGAGAAUCUUUUCCUCAGGCCCUACAGCCAAGAUACCAGGGCAAGACUCUUUGAUGAACCCCAGCUGGCCAGCCUCUGCCUAGAGAACAUAGAUAAGAACACAUCAGAUGCCAUCAAUGCUGAGGGGUUCACAGACAUCGAUUUAGACACCCUGGUUGCGGUGCUGGAGAGGGACACCUUGGGGAUUCGGGAGGUUCGUUUGUUUAAUGCAGUGGUUCGCUGGUCGGAGGCUGAAUGUCAGCGGCAGCAACUUCAGGUGAUUCCAGAGAACAAGCGGAAAGUACUGGGCAAAGCACUUUCUCUUAUUCGCUUCCCAUUGAUGACUAUUGAGGAGUUUGCAGCAGGUCCUGCCCAGUCAGGAAUCCUUACCGAUCGUGAAGUGGUGAGCCUGUUUCUCCACUUCACGGUAAAUCCCAAACCACGGGUGGAAUUCAUCGACAGACCGCGCUGCUGCCUGAGGGGGAAGGAGUGCAGCAUCAAUCGUUUCCAGCAGGUGGAGAGCCGCUGGGGGUACAGUGGGACUAGUGACAGGAUAAGGUUCUCAGUAAAUAAAAGGAUAUUUGUAGUUGGGUUUGGAUUGUAUGGAUCGAUACACGGGCCAACAGAUUACCAAGUAAAUAUACAGAUCAUCCACACAGACAGCAAUACGGUCUUGGGCCAAAAUGACACUGGGUUCAGCUGUGAUGGAUCCUCCAACACUUUCCGGGUCAUGUUUAAAGAGCCUGUUGAGAUUUUGCCCAACGUCAACUACACAGCAUGUGCUACGUUAAAGGGUCCAGAUUCCCACUACGGGACCAAAGGACUGCGCAAAGUGAUUCACGAAUCGCCAACGACGGGAGCCAAAACCUGCUUUACUUUCUGUUACGCGGCUGGGAACAACAACGGCACUUCUGUGGAGGAUGGACAGAUCCCAGAAAUCAUCUUCUACACAUAGUGCAGCUGUUGGAACGGGCUCGGGAUGGACUUUUUUUUGUUUCCCCCCCACAUAACCUUCCCACCAAAAUCUCUGGCUGAGUUCGACCCUGCCAUUGGGAGCCAUACUAGCCAAAGGUCUCAGUAAAACCCUUUUAAAACUCAUGUUUUGCCUUGUGCUCGUGACGCUGCUGCUGCCACGUACAGACUCACUGGGUCGCCAGUCUCAUUUGUAGAUUGCCUGUGGCUAGGGACUCUUCUCAUUUUACUGAUGAUCCAUCUAAUGUCAUGGGUUGUUUUGUUUUUUUUAAUUGUAAUGAAUGUAGAUGCUUUUCUAUCAGAAGCAUGGAAACAAGUGGCUCUGGGUAUGGUUCAGUUCCCAGUGAGGAGACAAUCCUACGAAAAACCCAAAGGGUCACUGAUUCCCCAUCCCUCCCCCUUUUUUUUUUUCUUUUCCCUUUUGCCCAACUCUGCCUUCUGGGGGGCGGGUUUGCUGUGUUGCUCCCAUAGUACUGCGUGGACAGUGCGGUCGCCCGCAACAUGCAGCCCACCAGAACGGGCCUGGCAUGUUUAUGCCGUUAGCGAGAGCAUAAGGGAAUUGAGACUUCCCUGUUUCAGCACUACAAGGGCUCGAGGGCGACCUCGAACCAGAGUUGUACGCUCCAAGGAGACCACUUCUGCAGGGUCCACAGCGUUUCCAUGCUCUUCUCACUAACUUUGAGACAAUCUUUUACUUUAGGCAGUUGGUGGAAGCGAACUGAAACCCCCUGUGGAUAGAUGGCCAUGUACGCUUGGAGAGGACCAGAUUGGCUUUCAGUAGAGCUCCAUUGUGACCUACGUGCAGGCUCCCCUGCUCUGUCAUGGUGGCGCUCUUUUUUUUUUUUUUUGAGCUUACUCUGCAUCAUAUGUGAACAAACAGGUGAUGUCCCUGCUGCAGCACUGAGCGGCAGGGAAUCCCUACCAGGCUAAGCGACUCCUUUCUGUUUUAAGGUAGUUUGUCAGGUAGAAGCAACCAAGGUACCUCACCUGGCUGCCGUUCCUCAGCAUGCUGCUGCCCUGCUUUUCACACAAGCUCCAGUGCAUCCGACUGGUUUGUUCUCCAUGCAUCGAGGCUGUUCACUGGCCGCUCCAGAGCGCUGCCGCUCUGGUGCAGAGUAGGCAGAGGUUUGGAGCGCAAGUGCCUGUUGUCUGGGAACGCAGCAGACGGAUGGGGAGUCGGAGCCAGUUAGGAGAACACUGCGGACAUAAUUCCCCGCUUGUCCAUGCACAUUUCUCUGUCCCCGCUUGCAGUCAGGCCAGGCAGUGACUGCUUGGACCGACUCGGAAGGAAUUCUAGCUUUAGCACCAGACUGGGAAGGGGGGCAGCGGGGGUUAAUUGCAAAGUCAUCCCCCUCUUUCACCCACUUGAAAGCAGUUGCUUUUCCCCAUAAGCAGGUGUGACUUCAGUUAAAUACAAUAUUGCCCUGCUGCGCAUCUUUACUUGCAGCCAUCUGAAUGGUCUCAACCUUGCCCCCCAAAUUAAGGGGCAUUUACCACUGUGUUGUGCAGAGGAAGCUGUUUGAAAUACAAGCUUUUCAGCAUACGUGGGGCAAACCAUUCAGAAGUGCUUGCGUGAGAUUUGCCGGUGUUUCGCGGCGCCUCCUUGAAGUGAAGGUUAGCGGGUGGAGGUGACGUUUUCCUCUCCCCUCCUGCCACAAUGGCUCUUUCAAGUCGUGUGCGAGCAGUCGACUUGCUGGGUUCGCAGCAUUGGCAUCUAGUCAGCCUUUACUGAGGUGCAUGACUUAGUACCUGGUCCCUGCUGGGGAAAUAGUCUCUGAUUUUUCUUUUUCUUCUUUUUUCUCUCUUCUACCCUCUCUGGUCUGGCCUCAUGAAGUAACUUUAUUUGUUUUUUGUCCUUGUUCUGUGCUAUCUGGCUAACUUCCAUCUGCCAGGCAGCGGUAAUAUUAUCAGGAACAGUUCUCACCUAGUACUCAGUAGAUAGUAGAUACUGUUUGACAGCGUGGCGUUCUCUAGGAAGACAUUAUAAGAUGUGUAUAUUGUAAGCCUGCUUCAGAGUAGGAUGAUUUUUAAUAUGGCCAGUACUAAAAAAUGAUGGGUCCAUGACUUAUUGAACCUGAUUCUGUGCAAUGCAAACCAUAUUCUGAAAUGGAUGAACAGAAUGGAGAUGCUCCUUCCUCUAAGAGGGAAAUUGCCUUCUGUUGGAAUGUAUAUAGCUGCCUCUCCCUGCUGAGCCCGCUUUUGCACUCCCAUUUUUUCACCUGUCGUCCAAGCUUGUGCCACUGAACUGCAUCCGGGCUUGGGGCAUCUUUGCCCAUUUGCUCCCUUUAGGUGUAAAUUCUCUUUGCUGUGGAUAUAGCGCUCCCCCCUCCCUAGCAUUUCUGUAUAUAAGUGGUGAUCGCUGAAGUAAUUGGACGAUGAGAAGCAAAUCUGCACACUUGGCCAUGAAAAUAGCAGGACUUGGAAGUAAGCAGUUGUCAAGACCUCAUAACCUGGACGCGCUGAGAGGUAGGCCUCCCUGGUGGCUUUCUCCUUAAAGCAUUUUUUUUUUUAAAUCCUACUGUAGGUUUCCUGUGUCGCGUCCCUCCUUCUCCCUCUCCCACCCCAUCCUUUUCAUGCCACUAGGCAGGUCUCUUCUUCAGACUGUCCUACUGGGGGAGAAGUCCUGUUUUAAACUGAACUACAUCUAAGCGACCUUUUGUUUUAUGGCUUUAUGCAGUUUGAUGCAAUUCUGGCUUUUGUAGAUAGUAUGAAUGUAAUGCAUUGUGGAACAUGCCUGUCUCCAAAAGUUUGAGACCAUCCUAUUGUAUCAUGUCACCUUUCCAACAGAGCUGGGAAUGUCUAGACUCUAGUGCUUUAUUGAUGAAUGUAUCAAAUGCUCUCAUUUAGUGUUCGCACUCUGCUUUGGGCCAGCUUUGUGAUUUGUAAAUAGGAAAUCAAUAAAGGCAUUCAGGGUGUCUUUAACGCAGUUUCUUU
Alligator sinensis (Chinese alligator) is the source of this 4260-nucleotide messenger RNA. It is a transcript of the gene BTBD2, whose product is annotated as BTB domain containing 2. The record is from RefSeq and is a predicted model, not a curated record. The coding region runs from base 59 to 1309 and encodes 416 amino acids. NCBI's taxonomy places the organism in Eukaryota, Metazoa, Chordata, Crocodylia, Alligatoridae. Gene Ontology annotation, biological process: neurogenesis. Gene Ontology annotation, cellular component: P-body; cytosol. The transcript is spliced from 9 exons. Gene Ontology annotation, molecular function: protein binding.